This is a messenger RNA of Brienomyrus brachyistius, 4117 nucleotides long. Its product is annotated as caM kinase-like vesicle-associated protein. NCBI's taxonomy places the organism in Eukaryota, Metazoa, Chordata, Actinopteri, Osteoglossiformes, Mormyridae. Gene Ontology annotation, cellular component: intracellular anatomical structure. The transcript has 11 exons. The record is from RefSeq and is a predicted model, not a curated record. Gene Ontology annotation, biological process: peptidyl-serine phosphorylation. The coding region runs from base 264 to 1535 and encodes 423 amino acids. Gene Ontology annotation, molecular function: calcium/calmodulin-dependent protein kinase activity; calmodulin binding; ATP binding.
CCCACUUCCCCUUUUCCCCCCAUCGAUGAGUGCGUAAUGGUACCACUGAGUGUUUCUGAAGUCUAGCUGUCCGCGGAGUGCUGGGGAAGAGCUGCGAUUCAUUGUUUAUUAGGGAAAAGGAGCGGGCGCCUCAUCGCGACGGACGGCGACGCGCUGCUGGCAGGUGCCUGAACAGAACCUCCUGUCUCCUCGAAAGCUGAGAGGGAAAAGCGCAGUGGAAUCCAUAUUCACUGAGAAACUAGUACCUUUGGGCAGAACUGGUCAUGCCAUUUGGCUGCUUAACUCUCGGGGAGAAAAAGGAAUACAACAAUCCCUCAGAGGUGACUGACAAGUAUGAUCUGGGACAGAUCGUUAGAUCGGAGGAAUUCUGUGAAAUUUUCCGAGCCAAAGACAGGAAUACGAUGAAAAUGUACACUUGUAAAAAAUUUAUGAAAAAGGAUGGAAGAAAAGUACGGAAGGCUGCCAAGAAUGAGAUUUUUAUUUUAAAAAUGGUGAAGCAUCCUAAUAUUCUGCAGCUGGUUGAUGUCUUUGAGACCAGGAAAGAGUACUUCCUAUUUCUGGAACUGGCCACCGGCAGGGAGGUGUUUGACUGGAUCCUGGACCAAGGAUAUUACUCUGAGAAGGAUACCAGCAAUGUCAUUCGACAAGUGAUGGAGGCGGUGGCCUACCUGCAUUCACUGCAUAUUGUUCAUAGAAACCUCAAGCUGGAGAAUUUGGUGUAUUACAAUCGUCUGAAGCACUCCAAAAUUGUUAUAAGUGAUUUCCACUUGGCCAAGUUGGAAAAUGGACUUAUUAAAGAACCCUGCGGUACACCAGAGUAUCUGGCUCCAGAGGUAGUUGGGAGACAAAGAUAUGGCCGACCAGUUGACUGCUGGGCCAUUGGUGUCAUAAUAUAUAUAUUACUGUCAGGAAAUCCCCCAUUCUAUGACGAGUCCGAUGAUGAUGACUACGAGAAUCACGACAAGAACCUCUUCCGGAAGAUCCUGUCUGGAGAUUACGAGUUUGAUUCACCAUACUGGGAUGACAUUUCGGAUUCAGCGAAAGGGUUGGUGUCCUGUCUUAUGGAAGUGGACCAGGACCAGAGGUUGACAGCUCAGGAAGCUAUCACCCAUGAAUGGAUUUCUGGAAAUGCAGCAUCAGACAAGAACAUUAAAGAUGGUGUCUGUGCACAGAUUGAAAAGAAUUUUGCCAAAGCCAAGUGGAAGAAAGCAGUGAGGGUCACAACCCUUAUGAAGAGACUCCGGGCUCCCGAACAGGCUGCUUCUGCAGCGGCCAACCCCACGGCAGAAUCCUUGACCACCCCGGCGCCUCAAAGCAGCUCGCUUGCAUCGCCAGCUGUGGCCCCCGGCAGCACCCCUGACAGCACAGAGCCUUCCACUACCAACAAAGACACAGAGAGCAAACCUGACAGCGUGGGUGUGAUGAAAGUCCCCGACUCUGCCCCUGAAGUGGGCAACCUGUCAUCACUGAGUAAUGGGGAGGCUCCUGCCCCAGAGCAGAUACCCUCAGAGACCUGGGAUGAGCAGAAUGGUUAAACAUGCCCACUCUGCCCUCGCAUUCUGUAUAUUAGCUGGUGGUAUGGUGGCCAUGUAUCUGCUUACCUGCUCACCCGCAGCUUUCGUACGGUAUGGUCUUAUAAAGCCUGUGUUCUCUCUUGGUUUAUGGGAUGGCCUAUGUUAAUCUCUCCAGAGAGUUUAUGUAUACUGCUUUUUCUGCAUUGUCCCUCUCUUGACGCUCGUUCCAGCCUUACUGAUGCCUUUCUUGUUGAAUAUGGAACAGCAGCCAGCAGAUGCUUAAACUAUCCUUGUUUCCACCAGAGCAGAUCUAGGUGGUCUGUCUUUUCUGUAAUUUACCCCUCAUACUUAGUCCUCUUUAUUGUUAUGGGAAUUCGUGUAUUUCCCUGUAUAAAUGGGAAUAGUUUAUAUUAUCUGUUCCCUGUUUUAUUUUAUUUUUCUUUUUUGCUUGACAGGUAAGACAGCAUACCUGUAGUGCUCUUUUAGCUGUGUAGUACUCAGUGUCUAAAUUUCAUACAAUAAUGUAAAUAAAACUGAUAGAUAUAGAAGCAAUCUAAUGCACCUAUCCAUCCACACAUUGCAUAGUUGCUAAGUUCAAGUUACAAAAAAAAAAAAAAUUGUGUCAAGCAGUCCAUCCCUUUAAUAAGAUAAAGGUAACAAGAUUCAGGUUGAUCUUGCCUUUUGUGGAAGAAAUGCAAGAUUGUAUAAAUGUUAAACUUCACUCUGCUCUUCUAAAAGAAACAAAGAACUCCAUAAGUGUUUAAUUGCUGUACAUAGAAAGUGCUGUAAAGGUAGCGAAACAGAAUGCAACCAAACAUUUAAUGUUAAUUUAGUAUUGCUUGUGAGCAAAAUUGUGUAUACUCACUACAAGCAAAUACCAUUGUCAUGUUGUAUAUUUGUUAACGUUGGUGACUGAAUUUUCCUUUGAAAUGUGCAUUAUUAGAUUAGUAUGCCAUAAUCGCAAGACCACAAGAUAUAUAUCUAUAGUAUAUCAAUAAAUAUUCAGCAAAGAAAGUCUCACAUUGUGUAUGACAUCAUGUGCCCCUACUUCAUUUAAUAUUACAUGAACUGUGUAGUGCGUAUCUAGGUAAAUGAUGAAAAUCCCGUAAAUCUAUAUAGAAUAUAUAGAUAAAAUUGUAUGGAAUAUAAACUGUGUCUGAUUAUUUUGAUUUUGCAAUUUGCACAACAUGUUACUGCAUGUUAUUGUAUUGAGUUGGCAGGGACGAGAGCAUAAUGUCGUGGUAUGCAUUUUCAAACUUGAUGCAUAUACGUCUUUUGGUCCAGGCAUUGCAGAUCUCCUUUGAGCUCUUGCUUGAAUUAAUCCCUUUGGUUGUUCUUGCGAUGAAAGUUUUUUUUUUUGCUCUGGUUGCUAUGCACCAGAUUACUGCUCUGUGAAAUACCAGUAUUAUAAGCUAAGGAUUUCCUAUGUUAAAAUGUUUUUUUUUUGUUUAAAAUCAGAAUGAACUUGUUGUACUGCAUUUUCUUUAUUUAUUGAUUUAUAUAUUGUUGUUAAUUUAAUGUGAUUUGAUGUUUCUUAUCAUUUCCUUUUUAAUGAAUAAUAGAACAGCAGAAUUCACUGUUGGGAAUGUCCCAGAUUAUACUGCUGUCAUACUGGUAUCAGUGGUAUUAUCGUAGCCAUGAAGCUGUGAUGCUGUACUUUGUAAUCUCUAAUUUAUAUAUGAGCAAAAGUCAAACUGCUAAUUACACUCAUUAUUUGCCCUUGAGAUGCUUUUAUCCUGAUUGACUUACAUGAAUUGCAGUAGUUUUCGUCUUUACCAUUUAUGCAGCUGCUGGAAAUUUGUAACAACGCACUCACGGUUAUGACAGCAGUAGCCGUUCUUGGAUCUGACCCUAACCCUAAGCCUAACCCUAACCCUAACCCAGCCACUGUAUCAUGGUCUCCUUUGACAAAAUGCUUGUUUCCACAUUGAUUCCAGAAAGCACUGGUGGUUUCUGCGCUAUUUUCUUAACAGCCAGCACACUUUCCAACUAGUCAUCAGUUCCAACAAUAAACUUCACAAAUCUGUGACCAGAAAAACCCUUUUUUGUGUAAUUAUUUAACACAAAGGUGAUGUCAGUUUUCAGGGAGACAAACUUUUCUGUUUUUUUUUUCAGUGUUACACUAAUACUAGAUAUUAUUUCAAAACAGAUACCACUACAAUCACUAGUGAAAAUAUAGGCAUAUUACUAACAACAAACUUUGGCUUAUUUAUAUGUUCUAAACAAAUGUGAUAUAUUGUGAGUAGAGUUAUAGUACUAGAUUUUUAUAUUGUAUCCAAACCAUAUGGUUUAUAUUAAAAUUGAAAUUUUACUUGGGGAAAGAAAUAUUUAUCAUCUGGUCUUUAACUGCUGAUAGCAGCAACAAUAUUCUGUAGUUAUGAGAGCUGCAGCAAUGACUGUACUUCACAGCUUUACAAAGCAAUGCCUUUUUGCAUACACAUUCUGUGGUACAAAUAAUUAAAAGUGUUAAUUUCUUCAUGCACUUACUGAUGGGUUUAUAAUUGUAUUUGUCUCUGCUCUGGGAAACCAGUAGUCUCGUCUCUACAUGUAAUUCUUGUAUUCUUUGAAAUUUGAUGUUAAUAAAACACAUAUGUGAAAAUUAA